This is a messenger RNA of Symbiodinium sp. CCMP2592, 3618 nucleotides long. The record is from the annotation of a GenBank genome assembly. NCBI's taxonomy places the organism in Eukaryota, Dinophyceae, Suessiales, Symbiodiniaceae.
AUGAGCACGGCCGAGCAGAAGUUCCAGGUCAAUGACUUGGUCUACGUGCCGAAUCCCGAGGGCCGGGAGGAUCCCUUCCUCGGGGGCGUCGUCGUCGGCCACGCCGGCAGCGAAGUCGCCGUGCUGACUUGCCGUGGCUCCCUGCGCUGUGCUCCGGCUGCGCUGCGGCGGCGCUUCGAGUCCGAGGGCUGUCCGGACAAUACCUCCCUGGUGUUCCUCAACGAUGCCUCCAUCUUGGAAAAUCUCCGAGUGCGACACGAGGUGGACGACAUCUAUACAUACACUGCGAGUGUCUUGUUGGCUGUGAACCCGUACCACGACAUCGAAGGGCUUUAUGGCGAGACGCAGUGCGCACGCUAUCGUGGGAAGCACAUCGGUGCGCUACCGCCGCAUCCUUAUGCCAUCGCCGAUACCGCCUACCGAGCCCUUGUGCGAGAGAGCAGAAAUCAGGGCUUCGUUAUUUCUGGCGAAAGCGGCGCGGGAAAGACGGAAACCGCGAAGAUCGUCAUGGAGUACUUGGGCUAUGUCUCCGGAUCCUGCAACCAGACGACGGCGCAGAUCCAGCGCAGAGUUCUUCAAGCGCAGCCUAUUCUGGAGUCCUUCGGAAACGCCGUCACCAUGAGGAACAACAACUCCUCACGAUUCGGCAAGUACAACCGCAUCUUCUUCGACGAGUCUGGUACACUCGUCAAUGCUUCUGUGACGACCUACCUGUUGGAGAGCUCCAGGGUUGUGUCCCACGGCAAGCGCGAGCGCACCUAUCAUUGUUUCUAUGAGAUGCUCAGUGGACUCUCCGAUGAAGAGCUCUCGAAGCUGCAUCUGGAUCGAACUGAGCCGUAUCUCCUCCUGACCGGCGAGGCCGAAGAUCUCGACUGGAAUGCUCAAUUCGAGGAGCGCGACCAGAAGCACUUCGACCGGCUUUGGUUUGCUUUGGCGGAGGUCGGCUUCAGUGAGCAGGACAUCAACGCCAUCUUCCAGGUUUUGGCCGGUCUCGUCCAUCUUGGAGACCUCUCCGAUGCGGAGAGGGACGAAGAAGACGUCACAGCAAUCGUCGAGCUCGAUGAGGAGAUCUUGGAAAAGGCCUCCCAGUUGCUCGGGCUGGACGAUGACGAGCUGGGCACGGCUCUCCAACGGCGGAAGGUGCGGGUGAAGCAUCCUGGCCGAGAGUCGAUAACCGAGGUUCCGCGGACCACAUCCCAGUUCAGACACGCACUGCACAGCCUGAUCAAAGCGCUGUACAAGCGGCUUUUCGAAAGAUUGGUGCAGCGAAUCAACAGCUCUUUUCGCGAGCUGUGCCCCCGCGAGCCCAGUGAGGACGCGCCCUGGUGUGAGACGGGCAUCCUUGACAUCUACGGCUUCGAGCGUUUAGAGCGCAACUCGUUCGAGCAGCUCUGCAUCAACCUGGCAAACGAGCGGCUCCAGCAAUAUUUUGUGGAGAACGUUCUGGUUGCCGAGCAGGCAAUCUACCGCCGGGAGGGCCUGGCUUGGCAGGGUUUGGCCCUGCCGGAUUCGACGCCCGUCGUGUCGGCGAUCCAGCAAACUUUCCGCACUCUCGACGAGUACAGCCAGCAGCUCGCCAAAGGUUUCGAGCGAAUGUCGGAUGAGGGCUUCUGCCAGAAGACCGUGGAGGAUGCUUCCAAGGACAUGCGGCGACGCGAGGUUCUGAGGCAGCUGAAACUGUCCAACCGACGGGGGAGCGGCACCGGGCUUUUCUUGAACGAGGGCUUCCUGGUGAAGCACUACGCCGGAUGGGUGGAGUACACCACCAAAGGUUGGCUGGACAAGAACAAUGACCGGCUCCUGCCCGAGUGUGAGGAGCUGAUCUGUGACUCGACCUUUCCCUUCGUGGCAUCCUUGGGCGAGGAGGAUCCGGGAAAGGUGCCCUUCCGGUCCAUCAGCAAGAAGUACUGCACGGAUCUCGAAAGCCUCCUCGAGACGCUAAACACUUGCCAGCUGCACUACAUACGCUGCUUCAAGCCGAACGAUUUCCAGGAGCCAAGUAUCUUCGACCAGGGCCUCGUCCUGGAUCAGAUCAUUCAGUGUGGCACUAUCGAGCUGGUCCGGAUAAUGCAUGACGGCUAUCCCAACCGCUGUCACUUCGAGGAGAUCGUGGGCCGCUUCAGGAGCCUUUUGCCGGAGAGCUUCCAGCGUUAUGGGAUGCGCACAUUCAUCGAAGCCCUGAUGCUGGCCUACGACGUGCCCAACGAGGACUGGGAGCUGGGCGUCUCGCGGCUUUUCCUCAAGGCUGGGCGUCUAAAGGCCCUCGAGGAUCUACGCUCCGAAGGCGCUGUCCCAGAUCCUGAAGCGCUUCGGCGCAUCGUGCAAGGCAUCAUCCGCAAGAGGUGGAUUCGGGCAAUACAUGCGGUGCAGCUUUGCCACUACCUACCAAAGCUUCUCGAGGAGAUUCGCGCUGCCAGGGCCUCCGCAGCGUUGGCCACAACUGCGCUACUCGUCGGUCGGUUGCAGCCGCUGCUCGCGACCGCCAGGGAGCGCCUCCUCCAACGGCGUCUGCGGGCACAGCGCCGGCUGAAAGCUGCCAUGGGCGCGGUGCGGCUGACAUUGUGGGUGAUGGCUGAGGUACGCCUGCAGCGCGUGCAGAAGGCCAUGCGCAGAUGGUGGCUGCUGCGUUCACGGCUGGAUACCUGGUUGAGGGAGAAAGCCCAGGCUCUUUUGGAGGAGGAAGAGGCACGCCAGAGAGCACAAGAAGAAGAGCGCCAGCGGGCAGAGGAAGAACGCCGGAGGGCGGAGGAAGAGGAGCUGCGGAGGGAACAGGAGGAGCUCGAGGCCGCAGAGGAAGCGGAGCGACAAAGGGCGGAAGAAGAGGCAGAAGAGGAGCGUCGGAGGGCGUAUGAGGAAGAACUGCGCAGGGCAGAGGAGCUGCACAUGGCGAAGGAGGAGGAGGAGCGGGAGCGAGAAAGAGAAGCGCAGCGCCAGAGGCACGAAGCAGAGCUCCAACACCAGCACGAUCUCGCACGAAGGCGCGAUGAAGAGGAGAGAGACCAUCAGGAAGAGCUCAAUCUUCCAGAGCAGUCGCAGGGCCACGUUUGGUUUGUGUCUGCAAUGCAGGGCGUCACGCACUGCUCUUCGGAGACCAUUCCACCGCAUGGUGCCGCUGCGUCUUCCUCACAGCUUCUCGAGGAGUUGAGAGGCGCAGCUGAUCCCGCCGACAGAGGGACGGCGCAUCAGGAGCAUGAUCAGACAUCCUCCCAAGCGGAGGAACUCUUGGACGAGUCAGAGCCGGAGAUGUUCAGCCGGGCAGAUCCGGAGGGCUAUCGGAACAGAGUGGACGAGCCGGAAGCAGAAGAGCAGGAGGUAGAUGAGGAAGACGAGGAGGAGGAAGACGAAGAAGCAGAGGAGGAGGAAGAGGAGGAAGAGGAAUACCGGGAGGAGUUGGAGGAAGAAGUGGAACCAGAGGAGGAGCAAAGAGAGAGGAGGCAAACUCACGAGGCACACCCUGGUGAGGAUCACCCAAGGUUCUCGGAUACAAAGCACGCUGAGGAGGACUUCCACUUGGCAUGCCAUGUUGAUCUGAAUCACUCCUCUCAAAAUUCUGCCCAGGAGGCUCUCAGAUUUUAUGGUGGUCUAUCCUUUCAGGGAACGAAGCCAAAGCACCGGUAA